AUGGUUGAUAAACACAUGUGUCGUCGUGGCAGCAGCAGGUUCCCUUGGCAACUAUUAACAAUGGCCUGUAGUCAUCGGUCUGGGGGACCAUCAUUUCCUCCUUAUGCACAUCAUGAAGCAGUUACCUCCCUUGCUGCCAGCCAGAAUAGAUUUACAUGUGAUCUGUACACAAAACUGGCUGAGAAGAAGUCAGGCAACCUCUUUUACUCACCCUUCAGUAUUAUGACAGCUUUAGGAAUGACAUAUGCUGGAGCAGGAGGAAAUACUGAACAAGAAAUGCGCUCUGUUAUGCACCUGAGUGAUGACAAAGAAGUUGUUCAUGAUGCAUUUAUGGAUGUUGUGUCUGAUAUGAAGACUGAUGCUGGAGAUUAUGAACUUCGCACAUCAAACAUGGCCUAUGUGUCAAACCAUCUGUCAUUACUGAGCCAGUAUGAUAAAAUCCUGAAAGAAAAGUAUCAAAGCACUGCUAAAACUGUCGACUUUGGUGCAAGUGAGGAAGUGAGGCAGGAGAUAAAUGCAGCAGUUGAGAAAGAGACCAACUCCCGCAUAAAGGACCUCAUUCCCUCAGGUGUUCUAGAUUCCUUGACAAGGAUGGUGCUUGUGAAUGCUGUUUAUUUCAAGGGGUUAUGGGCUAAGCAGUUUGAUAAAGCAGAUACUUAUGACCGAGAGUUCUGGACCUCAAACACUGAGAAUGUCAAGGUGCCCAUGAUGUACAAGAAAUCUGAGUUUCGCAUCUUCUUUGAUAAAGAUCUUGGAGCCACCAUCUUGGCAAUGGACUACCAGGGUUCCAGAUUGAGCAUGGUGUUUGUGUUACCUGAUAAACGAGAUGGUUUAGCAGAAGUUGAAAGCAAAUUAGCCACAACAGAUCUGAGUGAACUUCACAGGAAGUUGCGUGAAGUGAAGUUAGAAGAAACACUUGAUCUGGUUGACACUCUGAGUGAGAUGGGAAUGAAGGAUCUUUUUGAUGAGCAGUCAGCUGACCUGUCUGGGAUCUCAGGCAACAAGAACCUGUUUGUCUCCAAAGUGAUUCAUAAAUCUUUCUUGGAAGUAAAUGAAAAAGGCAGUGAAGCUGCUGCAGCAACAGGUGUCGUGGCGCAAGUAAGAAUGCUUAUACGUCCCAUUCCUCCUUUUAUUGCUGACCAUCCAUUUAUGUUCUUCAUCUAUGAUCAACGUUCUGGUUUGGUGCUUUUUGUUGGUAGACUUGUUAAACUGUAAUAUGAUUCCAUCUAUAUACUGAUGUUAGAUCAGUGUAAUCAAAAUUUUAUGAAGGCUUAAUUUAUUCAAAUUUAGAUUCCAUCAUUAUACUGUAUAUAGGGAUCUGGGAUAUAUUUUACCAAGCAUUAUUUCUGAUUUGGUAUCCUGAAGGAAAACAAGAUAUGAUUUAAGAGGCAAUGAAUUUUGAAAAUUAUAAGCUAAAUUCAUAUGAAAAAUUAUUUUCAAAUAUAAUGUAAAUGAUAAUAUUGAAAAUAAUAGAAUAAUAGGACA
Molecule: messenger RNA, 1485 nt
Organism: Scylla paramamosain (green mud crab)
Lineage: Eukaryota; Metazoa; Arthropoda; Malacostraca; Decapoda; Portunidae
Product: leukocyte elastase inhibitor-like
Molecular function (GO): serine-type endopeptidase inhibitor activity
Source: RefSeq, a predicted model, not a curated record